Maylandia zebra (zebra mbuna) is the source of this 5091-nucleotide messenger RNA. RefSeq names its product sodium- and chloride-dependent GABA transporter ine. Gene Ontology annotation, cellular component: plasma membrane. Lineage: Eukaryota; Metazoa; Chordata; Actinopteri; Cichliformes; Cichlidae. Gene Ontology annotation, molecular function: amino acid:sodium symporter activity. The record is from RefSeq and is a predicted model, not a curated record. Gene Ontology annotation, biological process: amino acid import across plasma membrane; nitrogen compound transport; sodium ion transmembrane transport.
AAAACUUUCUCCUCAUUUGAUGUGGAAUAUUUUGAAUCACAUUCAUAUUUAUUUUGUGCUGAUACCAGCCAGAAGACUUCGUUAAUGGUUCUUUUUAUGUGUCUGUCAAUUACGAAAAGGGUGGGAUUCUGGACCUUUAUUUUGGAAAGAAAGGGAACGGGCCAAUCCAAAACACCCACACUUGUUUGACAGUAGCCAGGUGUUGUGCAACACCGGCAAAAGGGUGAAAAGGCAGGCUUACACAAGGAGUGGGCUUUGCCUUAACAUACAUGACACCUGUCUGGGUUAGGAGUCCUUGUUGGGAUGUCGUUGCUGUCUUGGUAGCGCAUAUCAUCCCCUUUUAUCCUCAGACAUCUUUGGUUCAGACCCUCUAGAAGUUCAUUUUUCUCUUGUCUUUACAUCACUCCACCAAAUCUAGUCAACUUAUUUGUUGUGACAAAUUAAAGCACGAAUCAUCUUGAUUUAAUAAAACCCUCUUUACCUUCAUCACUAAGCUACAAUGGAUUUUGGUGUGGAGAACUCACGGGAAACCUCUGAUAGCAGGGAAUCAGGUACUGCAGAUCUCGAGAUGACCGCAGAGGCUCAGAGACCCACAUGGAGCGGCCGGCUGGAGUUCAUCCUGUCCACGGUGGGUUACGCCGUGGGACUCGGUAAUGUUUGGAGAUUCCCGUACCUGUGCUACAACAGCGGUGGAGGUGCCUUCCUGAUUCCUUAUCUUACCAUGGUGCUCGUGUGUGGCAUUCCUCUGCUCUUCAUGGAGUUUACUGUUGGGCAGUAUACUCGUUUAGGGCCUGUGCAUGCUUUCGCCAAAAUCUGUCCCUUGUUGAAAGGUGUUGGUCUGGCCACAGUUGUUAUCUCCUUCGUUUUCUGCACCUAUUAUAAUGUGCUCAUGAGCUGGGCACUUUACUAGUUAUUCAACUCCUUCGGAAUGGAGACUCUGCCCUGGAAGUCCUGCAACAACACCUGGAAUGCUGUUGGAAAUUGUUCGAGUGGCUUUCCUGGCAAUGAUACCCACCUGCAGUCUGCUAGCCAACAGUUCUUUGAAAACAGACUUCUGGAAAAGACUCGCGGUAUUGAAGAAUUAGGUGGUCUUCGUUGGGAACUCUUUGGGUGUCUUGUCUUUGCUUGGGUUAUUGUGUACUUAUGUAUAUUUAAAGGAGUUAAAUCCACAGGAAAGGUAGUAUAUUUCACUGCUGUGUUUCCAUACUUCAUCCUGUUUGCCCUGCUCAUCAACAAUGUGCAGCUUCCUGGAGCCAAGAAUGGUAUCCUCUAUUUUGUCACACCGGUGUGGAGCAAACUGUUUGAAGUGAAGGUUUGGCUUAAUGCAGCUGGCCAGGUGUUUAACUCACUUGGAAUAGCAUUUGGCUCGAUGAUUUCAAUGGCAAGUUACAACAAGUUCAACAACAACAUUCUCAGGGAUGCAUUGAUUGUAUCAGUGGCCAACUCUUUCACUAGUAUCCUGGCUGGCUUCGUGAUCUUCUCAGCUGUCGGUUACAUGUCUCAUAUACAUAACCUCCCAGUGGACAACAUAGCUACAGAUGGUGCUGGUUUGGUGUUUGUUGUGUACCCUGAAGUUCUUUCAACCAUGCCAGUCUUUCAGCUAUGGGCCCCACUUUUCUUUAUCAUGCUGUUGUGUCUGGGCGUGGACAGUCAGUUUGCCACAGUUGAGGUAGCUGUGACAUACAUAAAGGAUGAAUUUGGAGUCAAAGUUCUGCCGUUCCUGAAGAGAGAAGAGCUGCUGGUCCUGGCUGUGUGCUUUGUUUGCUUUGUACUGGGGAUUCCUCACAUUACCAAGGGAGGUAUCUACGUGUUUCAGCUGAUGGACCACUACACUGCUGUGGUUUCUCUUGUGUUCUUGGCUUUCUUUGAGGUUGUUGCCAUCUGUUGGAUCUUUGGUAUCCCACGUAUCUCCUUAAUGAUCAGGAGGAUGCUAGGAAAAAGUCCAAAUAUCUACUUCCGAGUCUGCUGGCUGCUGCUCUGCCCCAUGUUGGUGCUGUGCAUACUGGUUUCCAGCAUUAUUCAGUACACUCCUCCUCACUAUGGGAAGUACGAGUACCCAGUGUGGGCUGAAUGGGUUGGCUGGGGCGUCUCUUUGGUCUCUAUAGUAUGGAUCCCAUUUGGUGCAAUACAAGAGAUCUAUAACAAUAAAGGAUCCCUUCUUCAGAGACUGAAAACAGCUAUGACUCCGACAAUAGACCUGAAUGUUAUGGCUCACCUGCCGGAAAAACAAAACCUUGACAACCUGGCGUCUGAAAAAUUACUCAGUUCGGUGCCACCUCUGACACAUUGACCACAUACAAGGCCUGGAAUAAGCAGACUUUGGGCCAUUUCUAUUAUAAUCCCAGUUACAUCCAAAGAGCUGUUGUUAUCUCAAACUCUGCAUUUAUACUUUAACAACUCGAGCCACUUAACCUGUAGGCGACUUCAAAACCAUACAGUAAGUCACCCAUUGCACCUUUUACAAAGAAUGCAACUAAAAUCUGUGGCUUUGUUCGCCAGAUGAAUUUUAAAAUUAUUUUAUUUUGGGUAGGAGUGGCUGAGGAGCGAGUAAUUGUUUAAAACAAUUGGUUCAUUAUGCUGUAAGGUUCAUUAUAUACAUCAGUGAGUCUGUGGGGUUAAAGAGUGUAUAAUGGAUCUAUCGUAGAUGCAGCCUUUUAGCCUUUUAGGUCACUACAUUUAUGAGUUGAAUACUUAAUACUUAAUUUUAAAUCAACAAAAGAAAUGGGUUUGAAAAGGCUUGGUCCAAUGAACAGGAAGCAGACAUAUUCCUCCUACAAAUAUGAAAGCAGAAAAAUACAGGUUCUAUAGAUGUGUGACAGAUGUGAUCUGGUCAGCGGAUUAGUAGGUUACACCUGGACAUCCUAUAGUCUGCAGGCCAAAUUUGACCCCUUGGUUCUCCCUGUCGAGCCUGUGAGAGUUUAAGGAGAAUUUAGGAUUCAAAGGUGAAAAAGUAUAAAUCACGCAGUUUGUCCCAUUUCAUCCAACAAACAGAGAAUGGCUUACAGUUUUUUCUUUUACAAAAUUUGUUAAUUUUAUUUUGAAAGGAAUAUUCUUUAAAAAAUUAUAUUUGAUGCAGAAUAUAGGUUUUUUUUAACGAGACCUGGAUUUGUAAAUAUUUAUUUACUGAAGUCAGAGGUAAAGCUGCAUGCGUUGGUGGUGAGAGCAUAUUGCUGUGUUUAAGGUUUACAAAGCAUUUGCAAAUACAAGCACAUGACUGAUGCAGAGACAUCUGAGCCUUUUAGCAAAGUUUGGAGAGUUGCUGCGCUAAUAUUUCCUAAUAAUAAAAAGAAGCGGACCCAAAUGCAAGAUGCAGGAGGUAGGAGUCAAACUUAAAAAUGAGUAUUUAAUGCAGGUCGAUCAGGAAAAUGUACAAAGUCAAAAACUCCAAAGAGUGAGUCAGGGAAUGCAAAAGGCAAGAAAUAUACAGAGUGAGGGAACGCACAGCUCACACAGGUAAUGUGUCAUAGGAGGACUGAAAAAAUAUAUACAGAAGGUAUAGGUUGGGAACACAGACUGGAGGAAAGCUACAAUUAAUAUAAAGCACAGAGAGCAAUAGCUACCAAAAUAAAACAGGAAGUAAGACACGUUGGACAGAGAAAUAAGAUUAACUUGACACAAGAGACACUGAAGGACAAAAAAGGGUGCUAACAAAAUACCUGAAAGUCACAGUAACUAAAUUGAACUGGCAGCACUGCACAGAAUGAAAGGGACUAUGACAGUGGCACAUGGAGUAACUCCAUGCUUGGAUAGGCUGGAGCUGAGGUGGUAUUUUGCACCAACAUAUUUUGGUGAGCACUGACUUAAACAACACCAAGAGAUGUUGCAAAAAAUUAACCAUUUUGUUGAUAUUUUAACUCAAAUAGUUAACUUCAUCAGGGCAAGAGUACUGAAUCACUGACUGUUUGUUGCACUAUUGGAGGAGAGGUGACAUAGGCUACCACAGCUGUCAGGUGACUCAGCCGGGGCAAAGUGCUAAAACAAAUGUAGGACCUGAGAGCAGAAAUUUUAGUUUUAUGAAGAAAGGCGAGGGCGUUCCAGAGCUCUAAGAUGCAGGUCUUGCAUUUGGCAUUGAUGAGGCAGUCCUUCACAUUUAAAUUAAAAAAAUGCGGUGAAAAAGCAGCAGAAAAUGCACAUGCAGAGGAAUUCACAGCACUGAAGAGGCCAGUCACAACAGCUGUGCUGAUGUCAAGUCUAGUCACGUUUCCAGCGAGGCACACGUAAAGUUAUUGUGUUAGGGUUUCAGUGGGGUUUGUAGACAGAAGUCUAACUCAACUGUCAGCCACUGACCCUGACUUUAAUGCACUUGAGAAGACCAAAACAGACUAGAUUAAUCUUACUGAUCAAGACAAAAGAAGAUGAAGUAUUAAACUACAACCAAAGUAGAAAUAUCACUCUGUUUGAAGUGGACAUUUUGCAGAAACGUGCCAUUUUUUGCAAUUAUUUUGUGUGGCCAUCCACAGUCCCACUCCUGUAGCCCCUUGAGAAAAUGUAUUGCCUACCUCUGCUAUAAAGGAUAAGCUGGUCUAACCAUGAGAGGAAGGUUUGAUUAUAUUUUUAACCAAACUGAAGCUGGCAACCCACAAGAGUUUAGACGUUAUAAGUGGGGCCUUUGAGCUAGUGCUAUAAACAGAAUCUAGGUAACAAGUCUAUAAUAACUUCAGUGGGGAAGGACUUAUUUGGUAACUCAAGUUGGUUGUGUUUUGACCCCAAAACAGCUGAUAAUUUAUGACUUUUAUUUCUAUUUUUUUCUUGAAGGAGAAGCCAAAAAUUUCCGUUUACUAGAAAUUUAUCUUUAAGCUUUAUCUCUAAGAUUGCACUGUAGUGGAAAGUACAGUUUUUAAUGUCUGAUCCAGGGUCUCUAGAGCACAGUCUAAAUGUAAUUAACAUGGUUCAGCCAGUGCUGGAACUUUAAGCCUUGAUUUAACUCUGUGAGGUCUCAGUCAUGACCUUAUGUUCAGUCCUGUGUUCUGGAGACGUUCUGUGCUAAAAAUAUUUUGGUUUGUCAGUUAUAAUGUUCACUUUUUCGUCCUGAUUGACAGAACUUGGGAGAACAAUUUUAAAAAAUGAAAUAAAUAACAGCAACACUGAUAA